Bradysia coprophila is the source of this 1607-nucleotide messenger RNA. Its product is annotated as cellular tumor antigen p53-like. Gene Ontology annotation, cellular component: nucleus. Gene Ontology annotation, molecular function: RNA polymerase II cis-regulatory region sequence-specific DNA binding; DNA-binding transcription factor activity, RNA polymerase II-specific. NCBI's taxonomy places the organism in Eukaryota, Metazoa, Arthropoda, Insecta, Diptera, Sciaridae. Gene Ontology annotation, biological process: regulation of transcription by RNA polymerase II; apoptotic process. The record is from RefSeq and is a predicted model, not a curated record.
CGCAUUCAGUCUAAAUUUCAUUCGAUUGCUGUGCGUAUGUGAUUGUGCGUGUUACUUAAAACAAAAAUAUCAAAAUAAGCGGUCUUUAAACGACAGAAAAUAAUAUACGAGACAGCGCACUCAUUUUCAUGUAAUUGAACGUGAUAAACAGCAAAAAUGAUGCUCAGUUAGCGUACGAUUGAUUAAACAUCGGUGAAUUCUUGUUACACCAAUCGGUUAUAUCGCGAUCAUCACUUUGUCUUCAACAUUGCAAAAUAAAUAGUCGCAGCGAAAUCGUUUAAAGAGACGGACCGAUUUGCGUAUUGGUGACUUGGCCGCAGAUUCAGAUUUUAUUUACCAAAUAAAAGGACAUCACCAGGACCGAAAAGACCUUGAAAUGAACGCGCACAUUUUGGAUAACAUUUAUGAUGCAGACCAUGGUUUGGGUGAACUGUGUGCGAUGAAUAACGAGCACAUGGUAAUGAGUCAGGAAUCGCUGGAAACCUUUGUCGACUUCACCGUAAAUAUUCCUCAGCGCACGACCGAUCCGAUUCCCGAGCACUGGAAUAAAUUUCCCAACAUGGAAAACGUUGACACCAACCACUCCUUCGAUAUGCACAUUGAUCCGGGUGAAAACCAGAACUGGCUGUUCAAUCCGAAAAUUGGAAAAGUUUACAUCAAAUUGAACAGUGUCAUGAAGGUGACACUGUCCUACAAGCCGUACAGUGCAACGAACUUAUUUCUACGUGCAAUGAUCCUAUACUCUAGUCCAGACGAUAUGCACUUGCCGGUGAAACGGUGUGCCAACCAUAGAGUUUCGAUUGGUAACAAUCAAGGCGUCCCGCAGGCACACAUACUGAAGUGCUGCCAUCCAAAAACGCAAUACGUUGGCGGUGAAAACGGUCAUCUAUUCGGCGAACGUCUAUCCGUUGUGGUACCGUUGGAUCGACCAGUUGUGAAUGAAGACGGUUAUGCCAGUGAAUCGCUUAUGUUGGAGUUUAUGUGCCAGAACUCGUGCACCACUGGCAUCAAUCGAAAGUCGACAGCGGUGGUAUUCACAUUGGAGAAUUCACGGAACGAAAUCCUCGGUAAGCGCGUAAUGCUGUUUAAGGUCUGCAGCUGCCCGAAAAGGGACAUGCAACGUGAGGACACCACUUAUAUGCCACGUAAACGAGAGGCCGGCAGCAGUGCCAUACCUUAUGGCAAACGACCCACUAAGAUGGCAUGUUUAACCGAAAUUAAAACCGAACCGCCCGCAACUCCAUGUCCUUCGAACUCGUUUGACGAGGCGAGCCGUGAAACUCCGGUCACGGUUACGUUGACAAUGCCCAGCAAAGAUUCCAUGCAGCAUGUUUUACGCUGUGCGUACAACGAAGUUACCGGAUUGAUGGCCAGUAAAGAGGACCACUCGCAACUGUUGCUGUUUGCUCAAAAGAUCGAAGGUCUUUUAGUGGCGCAUUCGUAGGUGAUGAUCGGAUGAGCUUUUUAUUAUUAUUGAUUAAGACAGGAAAAAUUGCCACAAAUUUAUUAGCAUGUAAGAUUCAAGUGAUGCAUCAGCUGUACAAAUACUGGAUGUGUACAAUUGCUCUACUACAGUGCCUGCCAUAUAUGCGAGUGAAGCGGAAAAU